AUGAAAUACGCAAUUAGAACAAGUUUUGUAGUAUUUUUUACUAUAAUCAUCACUGUUAAUUCGACCUUAAUACCUGAUCAUAUUGAUGAAUAUCCUAAAAAACCAGUAUGGUCAAAUUAUUUAGCAGAUCCAUUUGCAUUUGAAUUCAAUGGAACAUAUUAUAUGAUUGGUACUGGUCUUGGUUUGAGUGAAAAUAACGCCACAUUUCCAUCACUUAUAUCUGAUGAUCUUAUAACAUGGAAUUAUUCCGGUAAUAUUUUAGAUAUGAUAAAUCGACCUGAUCAACCAUCUUCAUAUUGGGCACCUGAAAUAGCUGAAAAAGAUAAUAUAUUCUAUUUAUUUUAUUCAGUUGGAUUUGGAGAUAAAAAACAUCGUUUACGUGUUACAUCAUCUACAUCACCACUUGGUCCAUAUGAUGAUAGUCAAUCAAUAGAAUUAACUAAUGUAACAAAACUUUCAUUUGCUAUUGAUCCUCAUCCAUUUCAAGAUAAAAAAGAUGGACAAUGGUAUUUAUUCUAUAGUCGAGAUUUUCUUGAUACUAAUGAUGGUUAUCGUGUAGGAACAGGUAUUGUUGUUGAUCGUCUUAUAAAUAAUAUGACUCAAUUAGCUGGAAAUGAAACAAUUGUUUUACGUGCUAAACAUGAUUGGCAACUUUAUGAACAUAAUCGAUCUAUUUAUGAUAAUAUAUAUGAUUGGUAUACAUUAGAAGGUGCUGCUACUUGGCAACAAGAAUCAGGAGUCUAUAUAUGUUUUUAUAGUGGUGGUAAUUGGCAAAGUACAUCGUAUGGUGUUGAUUAUGGUAUAGCGUAUUCAUCACCAAUGGGACCUUAUACAGAAGAUUCAACUAAUCAAGCUCGAAUUACACAUUCAAUAGAGGGUAUUAUUAUAGGACCAGGACAUAAUUCAAUUAUUCUUGGACGUGAUCAGAAAACUACCUAUAUUGUUUAUCAUGCAUGGAAUGAAGCAAAGACAAUACGUUCACCAUAUAUAAGUCAAUUGAAUUGGAAAACAAUGAUACCAAAUAAAUCAAGUAGUGGAUAUGAUAUUCUUCAUUUGACACUUUUGUUUCUUGUCUAUAUUAUAGUUAUUGUCUUAAUUUUCCAUCAUGCUUUAUAG
Rotaria sordida is the source of this 1116-nucleotide messenger RNA. NCBI's taxonomy places the organism in Eukaryota, Metazoa, Rotifera, Eurotatoria, Philodinida, Philodinidae. The record is from the annotation of a GenBank genome assembly.